CGCAGCCCCCCUCGGCACAGGCGCCGCCGCGGGGCCCGGCGGAGGAUGGUGCGCGGCGCGCCCGGGGCUCCCCGCCGCCGAAGCCGCAGCGCCAAGGCAGGAGCGGGCCGCGGCGCGCAGCCGACCCCCGCACCGGACGAGGGGCGAGCGGCCGCCGCGGUGAGGCGCCCAGGGCGGCGCGGGCGCAGCGGCCAUGGGGGCCCUGACCAGCCGGCAGCACGCGGGCGUGGAGGAGGUGGACAUCCCGUCCAAUUCCGUGUACCGCUACCCGCCCAAGUCCGUGCAGCAUACAGAAUCCCUACCAGAAAUCGGACUGAUGCCCCCUGCAUUGGAAGCUUGGCGUCUUAACUGCUGGACCAUCAGGGCAGUCCCUGGAUUAUAGUAUUUGAGCCCCAAAGGAACCUUGCAGAGAAUCUGGCCCCUGAUCCAUUCAUUUGGCGGACGUGUGAGAUCUUAGUUCCCUGACCAGGGAUCAAACUCUUGACUCUACACUGGAAAACAAGAGUCAACCACUGCACCUCCAGGGAAGUCCUGUCCUGGUAUAUUAUUACUGAACAGUGCUAAUCUGGAAGAAGAGUACUAGUGUAAUUUUCUUCCCUUGAAGCUAUUUUGCCAGCCACUUCAUUAUGGGAGGAGAGAAGUUUGAUUCAACUCACCCUGAAGGCUACUUGUUCGGAGAAAACAGUGAUCUGAACUUUCUGGGGAACAGACCAGUGGCGUUUCCUUAUGCAGCGCCCCCUCCCCAAGAACCAGUGAAGACUCUGAGAAGCCUGAUCAACAUCCGAAAGGACACCCUGAGACUCGUCAAAUGUGCCGAGGAAGUGAAGACCCCUGGGGAAGAGGCGGGCAGAGCAAAGGUCCACUACAACGUGGAGUUCACCUUUGACACGGAUGCUCGGGUGGCCAUCACCAUCUAUUACCAGGCCACCGAAGAGUUCCAGAAUGGCAUCGCCAGCUACAUCCCCAAAGACAACAGCCUGCAGUCGGAGACGGUGCACUACAAGCGCGGGGUCUGCCAGCAGUUCUGCCUGCCCUCACACACCGUGGACCCCUCCGAGUGGGCGGAAGAGGAGGUGAGCAGCCGGCCGGCGGAGCGGACCAGCCGCCGGGAGAAAGCGCAGGGCAGGUUCCACGCACAGACCCGCAGGGUGUGGGAGCUCCUCGGGACCCCGGCCGGCAGCACAGAACCAGCCCAGCUUGGCUUCGACCUAGACAGGGAGGUUUACCCGUUGGUGGUCCACGCCGUGGUGGAUGAAGGCGAUGAGUAUUUUGGCCAUUGCCACGUCCUGCUGGGCACUUUUGAAAAGCACUCAGAUGGCACUUUCUGUGUCAAGCCCCUCAAACAGAAACAAGUGGUGGAUGGGGUCAGCUACCUCCUUCAGGAGAUCUACGGGAUUGAAAACAAGUACAACACGCAAGAAUCUAAGGUGGCUGAGGACGAGGUGAGCGACAACAGCGCUGAGUGCGUGGUGUGCCUCUCCGACGUGCGGGACACCCUGAUCCUGCCCUGUCGCCACCUCUGCUUGUGUAACAGCUGUGCCGACACCCUGCGCUACCAGGCCAACAACUGCCCCAUCUGCCGACUGCCCUUCCGGGCACUGCUCCAAAUCCGAGCCAUGAGGAAAAAACUGGGCCCCCUGUCCCCAACCAGCUUCAACCCUAUCCUCUCAUCCCAGACCUCCGACUCAGAAGAGCAUUCCUCCUCAGAGAACAUCCCGCCAGGUUAUGAGGUGGUGUCUCUCCUGGAGGCCCUCAACGGGCCCCUCACCCCGUCCCCAGCGGUCCCCCCGCUCCACGUGCUUGGAGACCGACACCUCCCAGGAAUGCUGCCUUCCUACGGCAGCGAUGGCCACCUGCCUCCCGUCCGCACCUUCUCCCCCCUCGACCGCCUCUCCGACUGUGGCAGCCAAGGACUCAAGCUCAAAAAGAGUCUCUCCAAGUCCAUCUCUCAGAAUUCUUCUGUGCUGCCCGAAGAGGACGAUGAGCGUUCCUGCAGUGAAUCUGAGACACAGCUGUCUCAGAGACCGUCAGGCCAGCGUCUCGGAGAGGAAUGCGGUGUCACCCCAGAAAGUGAGAACCUGACCCUGUCAUCGUCAGGAGCUAUUGACCAGUCGUCCUGCACGGGAACCCCGCUCUCCUCCACGAUUUCCUCCCCAGAAGACCCUGCCAGCAGCAGCCUGGCCCAGUCGGUCAUGUCCAUGGUGUCGUCCCAGAGCCAGCACUCCCAGAUCAGCACCGACACCGUCUCCUCCAUGUCCGGCUCCUACAUCGCCCCUGGCACGGAAGAGGAGGGGGAGGCCCUCCCCUCCCCCCGGGCUGCCAGCAGGACCCCCUCAGAUGAAGAAGAGGUGACGCCCGCGGCAUCUCCAGACUGCAACUUCAUGGGCCUCGCCGCCGAGGAGCAGGACGCAGAGGGGAACGAUGUUCUAGAAGAAGAGGACGCAUCGCCCACACAAGAAGAUGGCCAGAGGACAUGCGCAUUUCUAGGUAUGGAGUGUGACAAUAACAAUGACUUUGACAUCGCCAGCGAGAAAGCACUGGACAAUAAGCUGUGCUCUGAGGUCUGCUUACCUGGUGCCUGGCAGGCCGAUGACAACGUGGUGAGUCGUCGGAACACGCAGCGCCGGCGCUUGUCCUCCGGAAGCCUGGAGGACCCCGAGGACAGGCCCUGUGUGUGGGGGCCUCUGGCCGUCUGAGAACCCCCGCCUGUGUACCAGGGCCCUCCUCCUGUCCUCGCAUCCCUUCCUGGCCUCACUGCACUGCUGACCUGCUGGGCAUCCUCAGCAAGAUACGUGGAGACUCUUUAGACCCACAUGCAAGCUGGAUGCUUGAGGGCACCUGCUCCUUCUCCCAGCCUUCUUCCACAGUCGUGAUCCUUCCCCUCUCAGAAGGGACCAGAAGCCUCCUUGCUCCUUGAGGGCUAAAGCCACGGGAUGAACUGCAGCUUCUGAGACCCUCUGCAGAGACUUUUUGAAAAUGUUUCCACCGAAUCUUGGCCUUCAGGUGGAGCUGAGGCCCAUGGACCGGCUGUUUCUUGUGCAUCUUUUUUCUCCUUAGGCGGGUAGACCAAGAGGACUCGGCGUUUGCGUGACUUCAUUACAAACACCUAGCAUUUUCUGGUCUCUGGGACAUCAUGAACCAAUCUGAAACCUCCAGUUCGGGGUGGGGGUUUGGGGGAUGACUCCUGUGAAAAGGGAAAGCCAUAUUGCACUAUAAGUGGAGUUCCCCCUCAAAAAGUGUUAGGAGCUCCUUUCUCAAGGACAGGAAACAGUGGCAACCACUGGAAGGUUGGUUGGGAAAACAGUUCUUGCUUCUUUCUGGUGGCAGAGGCAGUGCCUCAUGUGUCUGUCUGCUUAGGAAGGAGGCUAAAUCUUGCUUGAAUCUGAGAAUCCCUUAGUUACAUGGCUCCCUUCCGGAGGGUUAUUUAUGAUCAGGUGCACUCAAGAAGGCCUGGGACUCCCUCCUACGGUGACACUGCAAAAACCAUUUGACCCCUUCUAUGUGCCAGGCACAUGUUAGGGGCAUAUGUUAGGGCACAUGUUAGGAGUGGUAUCACGUUUCAUCACUACCGCCCUGUCAAGUGGCCUUCUUAUCCCCACUGUAGCCAUCUCCACCCCCUUUUCUUAAAUAGUUGAAGAAACAGGUUGAGAGAGGGGGUGGACCGGUGAUUCUCAAUUGGUGCCCAGGAGCCCCAAAGGAAGUUGGGGAAAGGGCUGAGCUGGGGCCAGGGGUUGUCCAGGGGGCUCCCCUCCCCACCCGUUGUCCUCCCCUGCCUCUGCCCCCAGAUCUGCUGAGCCUGAUGGGGGAGGGGGAGGUACUACCUUCCAUAGGCUCAUUAGAGAUGUAGAGGUAUUGUUCAAAUCAUGUGUCCACCCCACCCCACCCCAGUCCUGUGUAGGACAUAUAUAACUGACACCCUGAAACAGCAAGGCCAGACCGUAAGCUGUUGACCGUUCGUGUCUCAACACUGGUGUUAUCACUGGAUUCCUCCCGGCUCCCAGAUAGGUGUGUUGUCUGCCGGCUUUUGGAAGAGGUCGUUGUUUAGUGGAGUCUGAGACUGGGAAGCAAAGCUGGUUCCAACAGUUUGCAAGGCAGAUACGUGAUUGACAGAGCCCUAGGAUACGUCCACCACAAUGACCUGAAUUAAUAGUUGGUAUUGUGACCCUUGAAGAGCUUUUCAGGUCCUUCCCAAGGCCUCGAAGCAAGCCCAGUGCCCAGGGGACCUUUCGAACCUUCCGUGUAGUUUCUUUGCGCUGCCAGGCAGGUGGUGACCCGCACACUGCUUGGUGGCUGUGGUUUACAUCUUGCUCUGGGGGUGGGGAGGCCUGUAGUCCCAACAGACACUACACAAGCCAAGCCUGAAUCUCUGCCUCUGUCUUGAGUUUCCUGCAUCCACCUUCUCUGAAAUCCUGCAGCGGACUCUGCCGUUUCAGGCCCCACUUCAUGUCUUUUCUCUCCCCGAAACAUUCGUAUGGCCCCUAUCAUAUUUAAGAUUUGAGCAAUAACCCCAUUUCCUGAUUUCCCUGAGGUUUGAGCCCCAGAAACGUUAGGGAAUGGGGACCUCCCUGAGCCUGGGGUGGCGGCAUUCAGACCCACCUGCUCUCCCGGCAGGUAGUAUUCACAGUGUGCUGUUACUUGAGAUGAAGGCGCGGCAAGUAAACAGGAGCCACAGCGGCCAGGAACCCUAAGAGGAAGCCAUUGUCUUCACCCCUUCUGGAGGGUCUGCCUUCUCCUGGAAGAGGCUCAGAGAGAUUCCUCAAGGCCUUGGCUCCAUAACCAAGACUGACCUGGGUGAGAAAUGGCUCUUCAUGCCUGUUUCUCAAGACAGUUCCUGCUCUCUCCCCAAGCCCCUCACCUCUCUGCUCUCAUUUAGCUCUUUGGCAAGUAGAACUUUCAAUAGUGGCCCAGUGGUUAAGACUCUGCACUUCCACUGCAGGGGGUGCAGGUUUGAUCCUUGGUCUGGGAACUAAGACCCUGCAUGUCACAUGGUCUGACCAAAGAGGGGGGCAAAAAAAAUUUCCUAGAAAUAGCCCAUCCAGAGAGGCUGGUCUUCAGCCUGGUCAGGGAACAGGGCAGAUGCCCCAGCCAUCAUCUGGAGACCAUCAUGUUGUAAGCAGGUGACCCAGAGAACCUGUGACAGGGCCUGGCUUCUCCCACGAAGGCACAGACUCCCGAGUUUGGGGCUCCUUCCUGCCAUGCUCAGGUCUGAACUCACCUGUGAGCUCACUUCUGAGUGGUGCCAUGACCCUGGCCUCCUAGAGCCCUUUUUCCUUCUCCUACCCAGGCCCACCCCACCCCCCCAGAGGUCAUGCCCACGCUGGGGCAUCGCCUGGGCACAGAUCCACACACUGUAAGCCAUCUCACCUGGGAAGAGUUCGUGUCCUGUCCACCUGAUCUCGGCAUGCUGGUUGCUCACUUUGCUUUAGGGUCUGCACACCUAGUACUCGGGAGUCUGUGUGUCCUGUCCUGCCAUCUGUGUACCCCUCACUCCCCGGAGUACACUUGUGGGCACACUACAGUGGGGACGUCAAGGAUGCAACAUUUAUGGAUUGCUGCAUGAUUCUUAAAAAUGAAUAAAACUGUUGACAAGGGAA
Messenger RNA from Cervus elaphus (red deer), 5594 nucleotides. RefSeq names its product ring finger protein 157 (gene RNF157). Bases 627 to 2696 code for a protein of 689 amino acids. The record is from RefSeq and is a predicted model, not a curated record. Gene Ontology annotation, biological process: protein ubiquitination. Gene Ontology annotation, cellular component: cytoplasm. NCBI's taxonomy places the organism in Eukaryota, Metazoa, Chordata, Mammalia, Artiodactyla, Cervidae. Gene Ontology annotation, molecular function: ubiquitin protein ligase activity. The transcript is spliced from 21 exons.